AUGAGCUCCCCCAGCAAGGACGAGGGGUCUGUUUGGGGAAUGGGGCCCCCCCCGGAGGGCGGGGGGCAGGCCUGUGGACUAGGCCAGACUUUGGGGACGCCCCUGCCGAGCAGCCAGCGCGAGGGCACGUCCCCAGACCUCGAAGGCUUCGAGGAAGAGCGGGAAGUGGUGGAAGGGGUGCUUUGGGGUUGCGAAGGCCGACCUGGCUCCCCGGCCGACCUCGACGGGGACACUCUGGACUAUCUGGCCGACGAGGCCGCGAUGGCCAUCCUGCAGCAGCUGACCGACCGGGAUGACCUGUGUGUCCGCAGAAACCCCUCCCCAGAGAGCUGCGACUCUGAGGUGUCCACCCUUUGGGCGGACUCGCAGGCAGGUCCCGGGGGUGGAAGCGCGGGGGCCUAUGGUUGGGUGGGAUCUCGGCUGCCUUCCACAGCCCGGCUGCCCCUCCAAGAGCCUGGGGGAGGCCGGGCCUGGGGAAGCCGCAGAAGAGGAGCUCAGAAUAGGUCAGAGAGCACCGUGGGUCGCCAGCUGUCCUUCGCAGAAGGCCCGGUGGGCUCGCCUUCCGACUCCGAAUCAUCAGAUGACUUCAGCGAGCUGCACCUGCUGAGUUUCAGCCUCCGUGGCAAGGGGGUGGGCCAGGCCAAACCCAGGGGCCUGCAGGGCACACCCAGACACUCGAGUGCCCACGUCAGGGAGACAUUGCUUCGUGUGCCAGGCUCCUUCCUGCCCUCCUCUCCCCAGCGCCUGGCUUCCGUUGGGGUGAGGCAGGCUGUUGGAGAGCUGGAUGUGCCCUGCAGGAAAACCCAAAGUGUGGUCUGGGGGAAGGAGGAGAGCAGGCCCAGCUACCUGCCAGGCGCUGCUGCUGCAGGCGGCCUGCCCCAGGUCACUCCUGCAAGGAAAGUGGCCCAGGAGAAGAAAUUCCCAGGGGGGGCCUCCAGAGUUGCCCCCCAGGGUAUCUUCCCUCCCUGGGGGCAGAGAGGCUCAGCCACUGCCUUGGAGCCAACCACCUUCCCCCCAGUCUCUGGAGGGCCGCUGCUCGGGAGGGGCAAGGGGUAUUCCUUGGGUCCCGUGGGAACCAAACAGUCCAAGCACUCCAGCGCCGGGCAGAAGUCUGGGGCCAGGAGGAAGAAGGGGUCCCUGCCGGUGUUGGUAGAAGAAAAGGAACCGGAGAGAGACCCAAGCCCAGAAGUCCAACCUCUGACACACAGUCCUGAAUGCAGCAGUGGCAACGGCAACAGCAGAGCCGCCGAGGUUCCAGGACAAGCAUGGCCCUGGGCCCUGAGCCAGGGAGAAGCCCUGCCCAAAGGGCCCACACCCUGCACUAACCAGGAGCCACUUGGACGUGUCCCAGCGCGGGAAAGGCAGCAGCAACCGCCUGGAGCAGAGGGUUGUCCUCGGUGCCCGGAGCUGCAGAGACAAAUAUAUGACCUUAGACAGCAACUAGCUGCCAUGCAGUCCCUGGCUGACAAGUUCCAGAACCUGUGA
Molecule: messenger RNA, 1485 nt
Organism: Pipistrellus nathusii (Nathusius's pipistrelle)
Lineage: Eukaryota; Metazoa; Chordata; Mammalia; Chiroptera; Vespertilionidae
Source: the annotation of a GenBank genome assembly